This is a messenger RNA of Paramecium pentaurelia, 309 nucleotides long. The record is from the annotation of a GenBank genome assembly. NCBI's taxonomy places the organism in Eukaryota, Ciliophora, Oligohymenophorea, Peniculida, Parameciidae.
AUGGGACAGAUCUGUAAAUUAGCUUCAACUCCUGAAAUAAAUACAUAUAACGAUGUUAAUCAUAUUUAGUAGAUGACUUACUAAGAUGAAGUUCCAUAUGAGGAGUAAGAAAAUAAAAUAAGUGAAUAAAAUUAAUCUUUUUUCCCUGGCAAUCAAUUAUCUAUGCAAUUGUCAUAAACACCAGAGUUUAGUUUACCUCCUCAAUAGACUAAAUUAUAUUCUCAACAAGACAGUCAAUACACUCCUGAAUUUUUAGCUCUAAGUUAACCUUUAUAAUAAUAAAUGAAUAUAUAUUAAUAAUAAUUUUGA